AUGGACACUCGCAAGCGAAAGAAGAAGGUGCUCCUGAUGGGCAAAAGCGGCUCCGGGAAGUCGUCCAUGCGGUCCAUCAUCUUCAGCAACUACGUCGCAAAGGAUGUCCGACGUCUCGGAGCGACCAUCGAUGUCGAACACAGCCAUGCUAAAUUCAUGGGCAACCUUACACUUAACUUGUGGGACUGUGGAGGACAAGAUGCGUUCAUGGACUCAUACCUCAACGCGCAGCGAGAGAACGUCUUCUCCGACGCCCAAGUGCUCAUCUACGUGUUCGACAUUGAAUCGCGGUCGGUCGACCAGGACCUGGAAACAUACAGCCAAGUGAUCAAGGCGUUGAAGGAGUACAGUCCGACAGCACAUGUCUUCUGUCUGAUCCACAAGAUGGACCUGGUGCAGACGGAGCACCGCGAGCGCAUCUAUGAAGAGCGGUGCAAACUGAUUGCCGCACGCUCCGAGGGCCUCAGUCUGGAGACGUUCGCCAGCAGCAUCUGGGACCAGACCCUGUACAAGGCUUGGGCAGGGAUUGUGCACAAGAUGAUUCCGAACCUCGUGGUGAUCGAACGGUUCCUGCAGGCGUUCGCAAAGCAGUUGUCGGCCGAAGAGAUCGUGCUCUUCGAACGCUCCACGUUCCUGACCGUCACCAACGUCGUCACCGAGUACGGCGAAGACAAUCCACACCCGGACCGGCACGAACGCAUCUCCAAUAUCUUUAAGACCUACAAACACACUGUCGCGAGGAAUACCAGAACCACGGCUGCAAGCGCGGGCUUCAUCCUGUUCAAAGUCCAGACGCAGCGCUUCAAUUGCUUCCUUGCACGCUUCACGGACAACACUUACAUCUAUGUCGUCAUUCCGCCGGGAGAGGCUGCUUUCAACUGUGCCGUGCUGAACACCUUGAUGGCCAGAGACGCCUUUGCUAAGAAGACGGGUGUCGAAGGCUGA
Messenger RNA from Capronia coronata CBS 617.96, 945 nucleotides. RefSeq lists its product as uncharacterized. Gene Ontology annotation, biological process: regulation of autophagy; cellular response to amino acid stimulus; cellular response to starvation. The transcript has 2 exons. The record is from RefSeq and is a predicted model, not a curated record. NCBI's taxonomy places the organism in Eukaryota, Fungi, Ascomycota, Eurotiomycetes, Chaetothyriales, Herpotrichiellaceae. The coding region runs from base 1 to 945 and encodes 314 amino acids. Gene Ontology annotation, molecular function: GTPase activity; GTP binding. Gene Ontology annotation, cellular component: nucleus; Gtr1-Gtr2 GTPase complex; fungal-type vacuole membrane.